Molecule: messenger RNA, 2655 nt
Organism: Phycodurus eques (leafy seadragon)
Lineage: Eukaryota; Metazoa; Chordata; Actinopteri; Syngnathiformes; Syngnathidae
Gene: otud4
Product: OTU deubiquitinase 4
Exons: 19
Coding region: 186-2603 (805 amino acids)
Biological process (GO): negative regulation of toll-like receptor signaling pathway; negative regulation of interleukin-1-mediated signaling pathway; protein deubiquitination
Molecular function (GO): K63-linked deubiquitinase activity; cysteine-type deubiquitinase activity
Source: RefSeq, a predicted model, not a curated record
AAAGUUUACUUUCACUUUCAUAACCGCCCGGUUAACGAUGAAGCGCAGGGCUUCCUGGAAGUGUACACCGCCAUAGCACGCGUCACUUUGAGGUUGUCGUCGAUGGCGAGUGCUCGUCUUUGCUACGUUGCAAGUUGCUCAAAACAUAAGCGCUAGCGUCAACUAGCAUAAACUGCGCCAGAAACAUGCGAGCGAGCGAGGAGGAGACGCUCAUGGACGACUACUUGGCCUCCAUCGGACUGCAUCGGAAACGGGUCGCUAAGGACGGCUCGUGCUUGUUUCGUGCCGUGGCCGAGCAGGUUCUUCACAGCCAAAGUCUUCACUCGCAAGUUCGGGCCCAGUGUGUUCGCUUCCUGAGGCAGCACAGAGAGAGCUAUGCGGCAUUUAUUGAAGGGGAUUUUGAAGCGUACUUGCAGCGGCUCCGGGACCCGCAGCAUUGGGCCGGCGAGGUGGAGAUGAACGCAUUGGCCAUCAUGUACAAGAAGGACUUUGUGAUCUUUCAAGAGCCAGGCAAACCUCCAGUGGACAUCACCGGUGACAAGUUCAAGGAGAAGGUCCAGUUGUCUUUUCUGAACGGGAAUCACUACGACAGCGUUUAUCCCGUCAGCCAUAUAAAGAACGCCGCGCUCUGCCAGUCCGUGCUGUACGAGCUGCUGUACGCCGACGUCUUCCGGGUGAGCCGGCACGCUCUGCCGGCCUGCCGGGCCGGCGGCCGAGCCUGCGAGCGGCUGAGCGACGACAACAUGGCGACGUGCGCCAGCAGCGACGAGUCCGACCCUGACGCGGGCAACGCGUUCAGGGGCAAGAACAGCUGGUCAAGGGGCCGCGGACUUCCGUGGCCAGAAAGUGUGCGCCGUUCAUUGAGUGCCAGUCUGUACCGAAAUGUUGCGUAUGACACCUGGCAAAAGUCCAAGAAAGCACAACAAAAGCGGGAUCACUGCAUGGCUGCUGAUAUGCAGUACACUGUAGGCCAGCGCUGUAAGGUGUGGCGGGAUGGACGUGAGCAGAGCUACAAUGCCACCAUCGAGGAGAUCCCGACCAGUGGUGGCCUGGUGACGGUUUACACGGAAGAAGAAGGCCGACUACACGUCCCACUGGGGAGCCUGACGUCAGAUGGCCCGGGUCGGAGCGCCGUCCUCCGUCGGGAGAGGAGAGUUAGCGAUGGAGCGCGAGAGGCGGCUUGGGACAAGUCCGGACCAAAAUCCUUCUCUGGUCCCAGAGCGAGCGCUCCGGCCCCAAGUGGGCGUGCGCACCAGCAGAAGUCACGGCCGCCGCAAGGAGAGCUGAGACGGUCCAGGAAGAGCGCAUGUGACACUGCCUCUUUCGGCCUGACCGAGGAGGAGCGUUUGCUCAAAGAGGAGGAGCUGCAGAAUGUGGCGCUGGUGGAGAUACAGCUGAAGGAUGAGCACAGCUUCCCGGCGCUUGGGAGGGGGAGUCUGCUUGAAGAUGUUGUGGCGCUGUCUUCCUCUGCUGUGGAAAAACAGAAGCGCAACACUAGACCUCUUCAAAGUACUGCUGCGUGUCCCUCGUCUCCCCCUUCCACGGACUCCGCCGCCCUGUCCUCAAAUAUUGGCCCGGCUCCCACCUUCAUAUCUCCCAUCGCGCCGUCUCCUGGGGCCGCGACGGCCGCUGUCCGUAGCUUGUCCUCACCGAGUCCUCCGGCGGACCCGAGAUCCUCGUCUUCAUCGCCGGCGCCGCCUCUUCCGCGAGUCACCGGGGCCCCCGGACUUUGGGCUCCCGGGCCAACUCAAAGUCCAGAUGCUGGAGAUGCCGUGAGCGUGUCAGUGGGUCAGGGGGCCGCUGAAGAAUUGAAGGAUCAGGCGGCUGAUGUGAGGGAUCCCCCUCAGAACCAGAACCAUCAGGUCCAGUCGGGGCAACUCCCUUCCCUCCCCAUCCACACAACACCCCAGAAUGCCAGUGAGAAUGCAUCGGCUCACCGGGCCUUGCCCGGUCCCUUCUCUGACACCCCCCAACCGUCGGCCGCUACUUCCGUCCCCCUCGGACUCCACCCGACACUCCCCGGAGGCGUCCCUGUGCACCAGCUCUACCAGGACCUCCUCUACCCUGGCUUCCCCCUGGGAGAGAGUGGCAAUGUGCUCCCGGCUCCAGACUUUUCUCUCCACAAGUCGGGAGAAGACCUCCCCCGAGAUGUAAACGUUCUGAGGUUUUUCUUCAACUUGGGUGUGAAGGCAUACAACUGGCCCUUCUACACGCCCUACAUGUACCUGCUGCCCCUCCAGCAAGCCCACAUCAUGCAGCCCGGCAUCGUCUCGCCAGUCCAGAGUCACCGUUCCCCCGACGCCGCCCCCCGGCCCGCGUAUUCCGCCGCGCAACCAGGGCACGAGGGCGUGAACGUGAUGCCACCGCUCGACGUCAACCAAGCACUGGGAAGAGCAGUCCCUGCGGCUCCCAUCCCCGCAAGAGGCCACAAGCCGCCGCCGCCGCCUCAGCGCCCGUCGGUGGGCUGCAACACUGACGACGGCGACGAGUCGUACGCUUCGAGGACGGCGGCGAGCAGACACGACGGAGGGCGACGACCGGGCGGGCGAGGGGGCUACCGGAGGAGACGUGGACGACAACCUGGCACCUACAGAGGAUACUGACUUCCGGUUGACGUUUGAUGCACUUUAUUCAAUAAAGAUGUCUAAACUGCAA